Arachis stenosperma is the source of this 1654-nucleotide messenger RNA. RefSeq lists its product as uncharacterized. Lineage: Eukaryota; Viridiplantae; Streptophyta; Magnoliopsida; Fabales; Fabaceae. The record is from RefSeq and is a predicted model, not a curated record. The coding region runs from base 150 to 728 and encodes 192 amino acids. The transcript has 3 exons.
AUUGAGUUGCCUAGUAAGCAUAAGUUAGUUGGCACUUGGCAACUCCACUUAUAGGAUCAAAAAACGGUGUAUAAAGAAAGAAAGAAAGAAGAAAAAACCGUUUUGGUUAUUGUUUGAGAGAUCAGAGAGUGAGAGAGAUAGAGAGAGAAAUGGGGAAUUGUCAAGCAGUGGAUGCUGCAGCUUUGGUGAUACAGCAUCCAAAUGGGAAGAUGGAGAGGUUGUAUUGGCCAGUGAGUGCAACUGAGGUUAUGAGGAACAACCCAGGUCACUAUGUUUCUUUGAUUAUUCCAUUGCCUGUUGCUGAAGAAGCUCAACAUCAACAGAAGAACAAGAAUCAUAUUGAAGACGACAACAACAACAACAACAACAUCAACAAGAACAGCACUCUGCUUGUUACUCAUGUCAAGCUUCUUAGGCCUAAUGAAACUCUCACUCUUGGCCAUGCAUACCGCCUCAUCACCACUCAAGAUGUUGUAAAAGUGUUGAGAGCAAGGAAGCUUGCAAAGUUGAGAAAGCCAUUGGAGAAGACAAGUGAGAUGGUGCAAACAGUGCAUCAUGAUAAGAAAAGCUCAGUUGGAGAAAAUGAAGAGAAUUUGAAUACAGGAAGUACAUAUCAGACAGCCAGAGCAGAGAGACAAAAGCUGAGAGCAGCUCCGGUAAAUCCUCCGGCACCGAAGAUGAAACCGUGGCGCCCCUCCUUGCAGAGCAUCUCAGAGGCUGGAAUUUGAACCUUGCUAGGUUGUGGGCUUGUGGCUAACAUGUACAGUGCUUCAGAACAUCACAUGAAGUUUUUCUUUCAUCUCAGAAGGUCCCCCUCAUUGAAUUCCUGACCCUGAUAACAUGGCCGAGGAUUCAACAGAGGUUAAAACUAGAUAGUUCUCUUCCAUCACCAAUCUCAUACUCAAAAAGUGAAUAACAACCAUGUUCCAAUGAUAACAUAUUUGUAAAGCACUAAAAGCAAAGGAAGAAAAAGUAGUGAAUGUCAAAAUUUACCAAUAGUGAAGUUUUUGUUAUAAUUAAAGCAUCCAUAUGUUGCUAGAAAAAGGAAAAUUCUUACAUUCGAAAUGACAACUAUGAAGUAGAAGUCACUUCAGCUUUGAGUUCCAAACUUCCCAAUCCUCAUCAACAAAACUUUGUGCCCAUAAAAGUGAUGCCCUUGCAGCCAGAGCUGCUCCUGGCAACUUCUUCUUCUUUAGAGCUACCAACAUAUCAGUGAAUGGCUCCACCAACAAUGUCCCAGGACCUCCAUACUCUUUGCACAAAAACUCAUGAAAUAUCUGAUUGUAUGACCAAAAACCAAGGCUGGUAAACAUUUCAAUCUAAAACAGAUAUGGUUGAAGAAAACAAGAGACUACUCGUAGCUUCAAAUCACCCAAGCCUCAAUAGGAGGUAGUAUGUCAAAAUAUUGCCAGAUUUGGGCCAAGUAUGUCAGAAAAGAGAAAGUAUAGGGAGCCAAUGGAGUAUCUGUACAAUGUGUACAAUUGAGGUUUAAGGAUGUUCGAUUCAGUAGGAUAUCAGAUGUUUAUUAUCCCUGGUACCCGGAUGGUUAUUCUGGAUAGUAUAGGUGUAUAUUGUGUUUGAGAAAUUAGUAGUAUUUUAUCCUGGAUGUUCAUUUUUUAACUCAUAUUAGACCAAAUAAAUAGCUCAUUGUACA